GCGGCCAGGCUGCGCCCGCAGGCCCCGCCCCUACUGCUCGCGCCUGCCUGUUGCUAGGAGUCAGACACGCAGGCGCUUUGGGGGCGACCGCGGGACACGCCGGGCCAGCGAUCGCUCGGUCCUCCGCUGCUCGCUCCUGACGGUUGCUAGGAUCGAGAACGCCCGAGCUCUCUGGGUAGGGCCGGGGGAGUUGCUGGGCCAGCGAUCGCUCGGCUCUCCGCUGUUCACAUCUGCCGGUUGCUAGGAGAGAAACGCAGGCGCGGUGGGGACUGCCGUGGGGCAUGCCAGACCAACGAUCGCUCCGCCCUCUGCGGCUCGUGGCUGUCAGUUGCUAGGAGUCAGACACGCAGGCGCCCUGGGGGCGGCCAUGGAACAUGCUGGACUAGCGAUCGCUCGGCCCUCCACCGCUCGAGCCUGUCGGUUGCUAGGACUCGGGAACGCGCAGGCGCGCUGGGCCAGCCGCGGGGCAUGCCGGUCCAACGAUCGCUCGGCCCUCGGCUGCUCAUGCCUGUGGGUUGCUAGGAGUCGGGAACGCGCAGGCGCGCUGGCGGCUGCCGCGGGGCAUGUCGGGACUACAGUCUUUCGGUCCUCCGCUGCUCUCGCCUGCCUGUUGCUAGGAGUCGGCGACGCCGGCCCGGCCAAAGCUGCACGGUCGCGGGGUGUCUCCCCGGGUCGGGCUUGGUGCGCGGAGCGCAGCGCCGCCUCCCGGGCCUCCGAGUAGCGAUGGAGCCCGGAAAGAGAAGAACCAAAGAUGACACUUGGAAAGCAGAUGACCUCAGAAGACACCUUUGGGCUGCACAGUCAGGAAGUCCCAAGGAAGAAAAGAAGCCCAGAGGAAAGAAGCUGCAUAAGGAGCCCGAAAUGGUCCUUCCUGAGCCCCCAGCGCAGAAGCACAGGGACCCCGACCUGGACCCCAAGUGCAGAGAGAGGGUGGCUGAGAGGGACGGCCACCCCAGCAGGGAGAGUGCUCGCGGGGAGAGAGACCGCGAAAAGCUACGGGAGAGGAGGCGGGACGCCAGGGAUCGGGACAGAGAGAGGCUUCGUGACAAGUCCCGAGAACAGGAUGCAGACAAGCUUCAUAUUCGAGGCAAAGACAGAGAGAAGGACGGAGACCGCCGAGCAUGCAAGGAGCAGCCCCGGGCAGGCGCACACCGCGACCUGCUGGGCGGGGCGGGGCAGGGGCGCAGCAGGCGGGCAGUAAGUAAAGCAAGAACCGAAGGCAGGGAAAGGAAAGAUGAAGACUGUGAAAGAGGAGAUGAAGAGAGAGAAAGAAGAUACCGAGAAAGAAAGUUGCAGUAUGGUGACAGUCAAGACAAUCCUCUUAAGUAUUGGCUUUAUAAAGAAGAAGGUGAAAGGCGGCACAGGAAGCAGAAAGAACCAGACCGAGAAAAGAAACAUCGAGAAAAAAUCAGCACAAGGGAAAAAAGAGAGAAUUAUUCAAAAGAAAAAAGUAGUUCGUUCUCUGACAAGGAAGGGGAAGAAAGACACAAAGAAAAGCGACAUAAAGAGAGCUUUCACUUUGAUGACAAGAGGCACCGAAGGAGCCUGGAUAAGAAAGAGAGAUCGUCGAAAGAAGAGCAUAAGAAAAGGGAGCUCAAGAACGGUGAACACCGGAACCGAGGUGGAAGCUCAAGGACAGAUGGGGCUGGCAGCCAGCAUGCGGAGAGCUUAGUAAGGAAUAAUGGGAAAGAAAAAGACUCGAGAAGGAAGCACAGCCGUGACGAGGUCUCCUCAGCGUGGCCGCAGACUCAGAGGCAAGGACGUGAAGAAACUGAGGAAAUUGAAAAGGAAGACACUGAUUUAGAAAACGUUGGAGCUGAUGAAUAUACGGCUGAUUUUGAAGACUAUGAAGACGACUUUGAGGUUUGUGAUGGAGAUGAUGAUGAUAGCACCAACGAGCCAGACUCUAGAGACAAAAUUGAAGAACUUCCUCUAGCCAGAAAAAGGGAGAUACAGGAAAUUCAAAAAGCCAUUAAUGCAGAAAAUGACAGGAUUGGCGAGCUGUCCUCGAAGCUGCUUCAGAAGCAAGAACGUGUGGAGUUUGAGCGGGACUCAGGGCCAGAUGCAAACAGUUCCCCUCCCAGAGCCCCUGUUUGUGGAUUUUUUGUGGAUUUUGCUACAGCCUCCCACCGUCAGAAGAGUCGGACUCAGGCCCUUAAGCAAAAGACGCGCAGCACAAAACUGCUUCGGCUUAUCGACUUGGAUUUUUCAUUCACGUUCUCGCUCUUGGAUCUGCCACCAAUAAAUGAAUAUGACAUGUAUAUCAGAAACUUUGGGAAAAAAAAUACCAAGCAGGCAUACAUUCAGUGUAAUGAAGAUAAUGUCGAGAGAGACGUUCAGACCGAGGAGAUAGAGAUGAGGGAGGCGUGGACCCAGCACCCAGGGGAAGGCGCGGCUGUGUCUGGGGGGGGCGAGAGCAGAGACCUGCCUGAUGCUAUGCUGCCACCAAAGGUCGACACGCCCAGACUGUCCAGCUUUCUCCGGGCGGCCUGCCAGGUGGUCGCGGUCUUGCUGGAAGAGGAUCGCGGGGCAGCGGCACCCGGCUCCAGCCCCGGGGCACAGGGCCGCACCCUGCCCUUCAGCGACAGUGCCACCCAGCUCGACACCCGCCUGCCGUUCCUGCAGCAUCGAAAAGUGUCCUUCCUGCACGCCUCUCCGGCUCAGAGACAGGCAGUGGUGUCGGUGCACGGUCGGCCGAAUGAGGCGCCGGCCUCCCUGCUGGACAGCAGAUACGUGCUGUGCCUGUGGGACAUCUGGCAGCCCUCGCGGCCGCAGAAGGUCCUGGUCUGUGAAUCAGAGGUCACGUGCUGCUGCCUGAGCCCCGUCAGGGCCUUCCUGCUGUUUGCAGGAACUGCGCACGGCUCGGUGGUUGUGUGGGACCUGAGAGAGGACUCGCGGAUGCAUCGCCGCGUGAAGCUGAGUGGCUGCAGCUGGACAUUCAGGACGGCGACGUUUUCCACUGAUGGCGUCCUCACGUCUGUAAACCACCGCAGCGCUCUGCAGGCAGUAGAACCUGUCUCAGCAUCCGUCUACAAAAAACAGAGUUUUGCACUUUCACCCUUUUCUUCUCAAGAAGAAAUGUCAGGUCUGUCAUUCCACGUUGCUUCCUUGGACGACGGCGGGGUCCUCAACGUGUGGGUGGUUGUGGAAUUACCAAAGGCAGAUAUUGCAGGUUCAAUAAGUGAUUUAGGGCUGGUGCCUGGAGGGAGGAUAAAGCUGGUGCACAGCGCUGUGGUCCGGCUGAGUGACAGCCUUUCCCAUAAAGGUGACGGACUUUGGGGGUCCACACAAACACUGAAUGUUAAAUUUCUGCCUUCCGAUCCUAAUCACUUUAUUGUUGGCACCGACAUGGGUCUGAUCAGCCACGGCACCAGGCAGGACUGGAAAGUGUCGCCCAGACUGUUCAAACCCCGGCAGGGUGACGUGCGCCCUGUGAAAGUGAACGUGGUUGAUUUCUCACCGUUUGGAGAACCAGUAUUCUUGGCUGGCUGUUCGGAUGGAAGCAUCCGGCUCCACCAGCUGACGUGCGAGCACCCUCUCAUGCAGUGGAGCGACAGCACCGGCGGCCACGCCGUCACGGGCCUGCAGUGGUCCCUGACGAGACCAGCCGUGUUCCUGGUCCAGGAUGACACUUCCUGUGUUUAUAUCUGGGACCUCCUGGAAAGCGACCUGGGUCCUGUAGCCAAGCAGCUCGUUUCUCCAGACAAGCUGGUGGCCAUGGCGGUCGUGGGUGAGCUGGAGAAGACCAGCGGUGGCUUCCUGGCCCUGGUGCUGGCCAGAGCCUCGGGCAGCAUGGACGUCCAGUUCUUGAAGAGGGAGUGGGUGAGCCCAGUGGCGGACGAGUGGAGGAGGCUGGAGCUGCUUCUGCAGGAAGCUGUUUAGGGCGAGCCUGGGUGGUGUUGAAAGGGCCCAGCUGCAAAGGACCAAAUUGCAGGAGGCGUGACUACACAGUGCGUGCUUUCUUAAUUUUUGAAAAACCUUCUUCACUGGGGUUCAUCAUUGGAGAGUAUGGUGGCAGAAAUAAUAAAAUGUGUCUUGUUUGACCAACAAGAUCACGUACUUCCUGGGUGUUGUGGAGGCUUACAUUGUCCAAAACAAACCACCUCCCUCCAGAUUAUCUUCAUCAAAUUUCUGCAAUCAUCUCUGAAGAAUACGCAAAAAUGUAUUUGAAGUAAUGGUAGAAUGUGCAAUUACUUCAUGCCACACCAUUCCCUGAAUGUUUAUUGCUGCAAUUAGAGAAAGAUUUCAUCCUCUAACUGUUGGCACGGUCACGUGAGCUGGUGUAUUAACUUUUGAUCGCGCCUUCGUUUUUCAAAAAUAAAGUACUGCGCAAUAAAUAUUUUGGCUGAUCCAUCAAACCAUGAACAUUUAAUAGAUGUUAUUCAUCAUUCCAUUGCAACUAGUACUCCUACAGAUUGUCAUUAUUUUAUGAAUAUGUAUAUGAAAUUACCACGAGCAGCGGCAGGAGAACCGUUAUAAAUGAAGCUAUAGUAAGUAAAUAAGUAUUUCUGAUGUUAAAUAAGUAUUUAUGUUUAUUAUUAAAUAC
Messenger RNA from Hipposideros armiger (great roundleaf bat), 4546 nucleotides. RefSeq names its product dynein 2 intermediate chain 1 (gene DYNC2I1). The transcript has 25 exons. Gene Ontology annotation, biological process: intraciliary transport. The record is from RefSeq and is a predicted model, not a curated record. Gene Ontology annotation, cellular component: cytoplasmic dynein complex. NCBI's taxonomy places the organism in Eukaryota, Metazoa, Chordata, Mammalia, Chiroptera, Hipposideridae. Bases 724 to 3882 code for a protein of 1052 amino acids. Gene Ontology annotation, molecular function: dynein light chain binding; dynein heavy chain binding.